This is a messenger RNA of Erigeron canadensis, 2680 nucleotides long. Its product is annotated as G-type lectin S-receptor-like serine/threonine-protein kinase At4g27290. Gene Ontology annotation, biological process: recognition of pollen; protein phosphorylation. Gene Ontology annotation, molecular function: ATP binding; protein serine/threonine kinase activity. The record is from RefSeq and is a predicted model, not a curated record. The transcript is spliced from 10 exons. NCBI's taxonomy places the organism in Eukaryota, Viridiplantae, Streptophyta, Magnoliopsida, Asterales, Asteraceae. Bases 1 to 2613 code for a protein of 870 amino acids.
AUGGAUUGUGAAUUAUUGCUAGCUGGAAAGCAAUUUGAUUGUUAUGUGGUCAUCAUGGAUUUGGUUGUCGCGAAGGAGAUUGUCCAGGAAAUGGAAACAAGAUUUAGUGCUUUGAAGAAUAUAGAUGAUUUGAAUGUUUGUGCUACAUCACAAGACACUAUCAAUGCAAACCAAACCAUAAAAGAUGGCCAAACCAUUGUUUCAGCUCAACAAACAUUUGAGCUCGGGUUCUUUAGCCCGAAAAACUCAACCAACCGUUACGUUGGGAUAUGGUACAAAACAAUAUCAUAUGGAACAGUUAUGUGGGUGGCUAACCGGAACACACCACUCACCAACACCUUAGGAGAGCUAUCUCUUACUUUACAAGGAAUCUUGGUGAUUCGUAAUGCCUCUGGUGAUGUUAUAUGGUCGUCGUCAAUCGGGAGCUCUUUGGUGUCGUUGAAGAAGCCCGUUGCUCAGCUUUUAGAUACGGGUAACUUCAUUGUGCGGCAAGAAACUGAUCAUGAGAAUUAUAUAUGGCAAAGUUUUGAUUAUACUACGGAUACGCUUGUUCCAGGAAUGAAAUUCGGUAAAGAUUUGGUUACAGGGCUUGAAUGGAAUUUUACGUCAUGGAAAACAGAAAAUGAUCCUUCUUUAGGUAAGCAUUGUGUCAGGAUUGAUAUACAAGGAUACCCUCAAAUGAUGGUCUUGGACGGGCCUAACAUCAGAUUCCGGGCUGGUCCAUGGAAUGGUGUUAGGUUCGCUGGGGAACCCAGUUUGAGUCCAAACUCGAUUUAUAAAUAUGGGUUUGUUCUUAACCAAAGAGAAAUGUAUUAUCAUUUUGAUCUUAUAAAUACUUCAGUGGUUACAAGAGUGGUUAUUAAUCAUACUGGUAGCUUUGAAAGAUUACUAUGGAUCGAAAGCAGACAAGAAUGGAUAGUAUAUAUGACUCCACAGACAGAUAAUUGUGACCGAUAUGGGCUAUGUGGCUCUUUUGCAAGUUGUAACAUUAACAACUCGCCGGCUUGUGGGUGUUUGAAAGGGUUUGAGCCCAAGUCACCAGAUCAAUGGAACGUGGCUGAUUGGUCUCAAGGGUGUAGGCGAUCGACCCCUUUAGACUGUGGGCCCAAGGAAGGGUUUAGGAAAUAUUCAAACAUAAAGUUGCCUGAUACACGAUGGUCAUGGUUUGACCAAAGCAUGAACCUUAAUGAAUGUGAGCAAGUAUGCAAAAGGAAUUGCUCGUGUACUGCUUACACGACUCAGAAUAUAAGCGGAAGUGGAAGUGGAUGUUUGUUAUGGUUCGGUGACUUGAUGGAUAUCAGAACACUUACUGAAAACGGGCAGGAUCUUUAUAUAAGAAUGCCAACAUCAGAAUUAGCAAAAAAUAAAAGCUCGAGUGAGAAAAUAGUAAAGAUAAUCGUCCCCCUAAUAUCAGUGUUAUUGAUUACAAUACUUUCUAUUUGUGUACUUUAUCGAUUUAAGAACAGGAUGUCGAUGAUAGCAGGGAUGGAAGUUAUAAUGUAUUUGACAUUGACUCUAGAAUCAGGGACACUUGAAGGCGGAAACAAAUAUGAUGCUGGUAAUGAAAACUCUAACGAUGAUCAACAACUACCAAUAUUGAUUGACUCAAAGGAUGAGCUUGAACUACCAAUAUUGAUAGACUUCUCUAUAUUACAAAAAGCCACCGACAAUUUUUCAGAAAACAAUAAGCUUGGAGAAGGUGGUUUUGGUCCUGUGUACAAGGGUGUGAUGGAGAACGGAAAGGAAAUUGCAGUGAAACGGCUAUCAAGAAGUUCAAAUCAAGGACAUGAUGAAUUCAUGAAUGAAGUUAUCACUAUUUCCAAACUGCAGCAUCGGAAUCUUGUAACGCUCUUAGGCUGCUGCAUCAAGGGGGCAGAAAACAUGUUGGUCUAUGAAUACAUGUCAAACAAAAGCCUGGACUUCUUUAUCUUCGAUGAAAAUCAAAGUACAGUACUAGAUUGGCCUACUCGUGUUCACAUUAUAAAGGGAAUUGCCAGGGGUCUUCUUUAUCUUCAUCGAGAUUCUAGAUUGAGAAUAAUCCAUAGAGAUUUAAAAGUCAGCAACAUUUUGCUUGACCAUGAUAUGGUCCCGAAGAUAUCAGAUUUUGGGAUAGCCAAAUGCUUUGGAGGAAAUCAGAUAGAGGCAACCACAGAAAGAGUGGUUGGAACAUAUGGGUACAUGGCACCAGAAUAUGCAGGGGACGGUAUGUUUUCAAUAAAAUCAGACGUAUUUAGCUUCGGUGUUUUGGUGCUGGAGAUUGUGAGUGGAAAGAGAAACAGAGGAUUUAAAAACGAAGAACAUAGUGACAACCUUAUUGGUCAUGCAUGGAGACUCCAUAAAAAAGGCAAAUCGUUGAAACUGGUUGCAACAUCUUUAUACGAAUCAAUCAACUUAUCAGAAGUAUCGCGGUCAAUCCAUUUGGGAUUAUUGUGUGUUCAGCAACGUCCAGAAGAUAGGCCAACAAUGGCUUCCGUUGUUCAAAUGUUUAGCAGUGACGGUGAACUGCCUCCACCUAAGCCACCUGGUUUCUUUCAUGAAAAUGCCACAGAAGAUACAAUUUAUACUAAUUCAACUAUCGAUGAACUUACUGUCACAAUGAUGGAAGCUAGAUAGUAGAUAUAUACUGCCUAAGUGUAAAAAAAAAUUGUAUUCAACUUGUAACAUUUCGUUAACGUAUGUA